ACAGCUACAAGAGUGGGAGUCAACCCUAAAGAAGUUUGGGAGUCAAACAAGAACAAUAGGUUCUUCUUCAAGCGUUUGGAGAGCAUCUUGGCGAACAACCAUGGAAGCUCAGCUAAAGAAGGAGCUGGGAACAUCCAUGCUGAAGUCAACUGGCCAUUCUGGAGGAGGUUGUAUCAGCCAGGGACAGAGCUUUGACACUGACCACGGGAGAGUGUUUGUCAAGAUCAACCACAAGAGUCAGGCGAAGCGUAUGUUUGAUGGGGAGUUGGCUAGCUUGGAAGCCAUCGUCAUGACAGACACAGUGAAGGUCCCCAAGCCUGUCAAGGUGAUAGAGCUGGAUACAGGAGGGGCUGUGUUCGUCAUGGAACAUGUUGACAUGAGGGGUCUCAGCAGGCACUCUAAGCAGCUGGGAGAGCGUCUGGCUGACCUGCACCUACACAACCAGAGACGCAGGGACAGACAGAACAAGGAACAGCAGACAGUUGGAAAAGGACCUGAUGUUCCUGUCAUUGACCAGUUUGGGUUCCAGGUUCCCACUUGCUGUGGAUACCUCCCUCAGGAGAAUGAGUGGCAGAGUGACUGGGUGACAUUCUACUCUCAGCACAGACUACAGCACCAACUCAACAUGGUGGAGAAGUCUUAUGGAGACAGAGAGGCCAGGGAACUAUGGUCCCAGCUACAGCUGAAAAUCCCUCAGCUAUUUACCGACAUCGAGGUGUUCCCCUCCCUGCUUCACGGGGACCUGUGGGGGGGGAACGUAGCAGAGUGUCCCGACGGCCCUGUCAUUUUCGACCCCGCCUCCUUCUAUGGCCACGCUGAGUACGAGCUGGGCAUCGCCGGGAUGUUCGGAGGGUUCAGCGACUCCUUCUACUCUGGGUACCACAACAAGAUCCCCAAGGCCCCGGGGUUUGAGACGAGGAAUCAGCUGUAUCAACUGUUCCACUAUCUGAACCACUGGAAUCACUUUGGUGGAGGAUACAGAGGGUCCUCGCUGAGGAUCAUGAAGGAUCUGGUCAAAUACUGACCACUGAUGAUGUACAACUACACUACCCACAAUGCUCUGUAAAACAUAGACACACCAAUGACACUGACCAGCUUGAAUGACCUCACAAAGUCUUCCAUCCAGAAAGGAACAAAUCAUUUUUGGGUCAUAAUAUUAGUUAUUUCGAAAAGAAAGAAACAAGACAACUAUGAUCCUAUGGUAUAGAAGAGAGAUUCCACGAAACCCAUUCCAUAUUCCUCUUGAUCUUGAAAUGCUUGAGAAAUAAUAAAAAUGUUUGAGCUAACAUUCCACAGCUGUUUGAAAGCAGAAGUGAUUUUAAUACUCUAGUGUAAGACUAAACAUAGAGUAUUGCACAUCCAUUUGCUUAAAUAAACAUAAACAGCAAGCAAGGUUGUGAUCUGUUUGAGUUGUAACAGUUAGCUUUGUUAAAAGCUGUGUUAAUACUAAGAAUGCAAUGAUAAAUAAAGUACAUUACUUCCUCUACUGUGACCA
Molecule: messenger RNA, 1495 nt
Organism: Oncorhynchus keta (chum salmon)
Lineage: Eukaryota; Metazoa; Chordata; Actinopteri; Salmoniformes; Salmonidae
Gene: fn3krp
Product: fructosamine 3 kinase related protein
Exons: 6
Coding region: 101-1024 (307 amino acids)
Source: RefSeq, a predicted model, not a curated record